AUGUCCUCAGCAGAAGACAGCGACAACCUUGACGGCCUCACCCCGGCGCAGCUCGAGUCCUUCCACCGGGACGGCUACCUCGUCAUCCCAGACGCCCUCCCACCCACCACCGUCACCGCGCUGCUCGACGAAACCCACCGCCUGCUCAACGAGGAACUCGACCUGUCCUCACACCCACUAACCCGCUUCCGCACGGGCGGCGACACGGGCGAGGACCACGUCGGCGACGCCUACUUCCUCGAGUCGGGCGACAAGAUCCGCUUCUUUUUCGAGGAAGACGCCUUUGAUGAGCACGGCAACCUGACCAAACCCAAGCACCGCGCCAUCAACAAAAUCGGACACUACCUGCACGGCCUGUCGCCGCCGUUCGCAGCACUGCUACUAUCCAACACCCGCCCCGCGGCCGUGGCGCGCGCGCUGGGCUACACCGACCCGCGCUGUCUGCAGAGCAUGGUCAUUUGCAAGCAGCCCGAGAUUGGGGGCGCGGUGCCGCCGCACCAGGACAGUACCUUUUUGUACACGGACCCGCCCAGCGCGGUCGGGUUCUGGUACGCGCUUGAGGAUGCCACGCUCGAGAAUGGGUGUUUGAGUUUCCUGCCCGGUUCGCACCGCUGGGCGCCCGUGGAGCGGAGGCUGGUUAGGAAGGCUGGUGGGGUAGGCACCGAGAUGGUGGAUAACAGGGGAGCUAGGUUCCCCAAGGGUGAAGGGUACGCGGAGGGGAUGAGGGCGGCAAGAGAGGGGAAGGGGGACGACGACGAGUACGUGCCCGCUGAGGUCAAGGCCGGGUCGCUGGUGCUGAUCCAUGGGAAUUUGCUGCACAAGAGUGAGAGGAAUACGAGCCAGAAGGGGAGGAUCAUUUAUACGUUUCACAUUAUCGAGGGUGCUGAAGGGUAUCGCUAUGAUGAGAGGAACUGGCUGCAGCCGCCGGCGGAAGGGUUUACGAAACUGUAUGAUUGAGGGAGGGCAUGGGAUAGGAAACUCCCUUUAUCUGAUAUCUCGGCAGAUGCCGGGCAGGAAUAGUGACAAUAUCCUAUGAGCGUUCGACAAGUCUGACAUAAGACCUAAGUAUAUACCAUGACCUCAUAGCCAGGAGUUUGGGACCCGAUUGACUGGACAUGGUGAGAGAGAAAUCAUCAAUUUGUGCAUCAGAAGACCAGAUCUGCCCUAAUCAUAC
Canariomyces notabilis is the source of this 1174-nucleotide messenger RNA. RefSeq names its product phytanoyl-CoA dioxygenase. The transcript has 2 exons. Bases 1 to 957 code for a protein of 318 amino acids. Lineage: Eukaryota; Fungi; Ascomycota; Sordariomycetes; Sordariales; Chaetomiaceae. The record is from RefSeq and is a predicted model, not a curated record.